Messenger RNA from Coniosporium apollinis CBS 100218, 1494 nucleotides. RefSeq lists its product as uncharacterized. NCBI's taxonomy places the organism in Eukaryota, Fungi, Ascomycota, Dothideomycetes. The transcript is spliced from 6 exons. Gene Ontology annotation, molecular function: FAD binding. The record is from RefSeq and is a predicted model, not a curated record. Bases 1 to 1494 code for a protein of 497 amino acids.
AUGUAUCUACCAAUCCUAUGGUUUCUAUUCCUCCAGCUUUGCUUUGCUUUAACUGUCCCCAAGAAGCCUUCUUCAGAUGUCAUCAAGCCAGCUGUAGAUCCUGCGAAAUCUCUCGAAAGGAAGUCAUAUCGAAGUCGAUAUUGGAGCUGUACCGCUUGCUGUGCCGGACUGUCCACUCUUUUCCCCGGUAAAGUCAAGUACUUUAACGAUACCGUGUAUGCUGAGCAGCAGCAAUCAUACUGGUCACAGCAGCAGCAGCAGACGUAUCCUGUGUGCAGAUUCACUCCGGCUGAGGCGCGCGAGGUAUCGGCUGCCAUUCACUUGGUACGCGCUACCCAAUGUCGAUUUGCAGUAAAGAGCGGUGGCCACGCUUCCUUUGAGGGCGGCUCGAACAUUCAGAAUGGCCUUGCAAUAGACUUAAGCGGACUGUCGGCCUUGAAGCUCUCGAACGACAGCUCCAUCCUGUGUGUAGGCCCUGGUAACCGAUGGGAGGAUGUGUAUGCUUUCCUCGACCCGCUGGACCUUUCAGUUGUUGGUGGCAGGAAUGGAGAUGUUGGCGUCGGAGGGCUGACGCUCGGCGGCGGCAUCUCGUAUUUUUCAGGCUUCUAUGGGUGGGCUCUAGACAAUGUUGCAAAUUAUGAGGUUAUCAUCGCUAACGGGUCGAUUGUCAACGCUAGCCUUACGUCACAUCCUGACCUGUACUUUGCGUUGCGCGGAGGAGGAAAUAACUUUGGUAUCAUCACCAGAUUUGACUUUGAGACCUUCCCGCACGGUGAUAUGUGGGGUGGCCAGAUCUUUUACCCAUUCUCAACCAAUCAGUCACAAUUCGAGGCGUUCUACUGGUGGGCUGAAAACGCCAACUUAGACGCAAACGGUGCACUCAUCCUUGCAGCCGCCAGUGUUCCAGGGUACGGGUCGUUCUUCUCAAACGGCUUUGUGUACGCCUGGCCUGUGAUGAGUCCGCCAUUAUUCGACAACUUCACUGCCAUUACAAAUUUCUCAUCAACCGCCCGCUUGACACGGCUACCUGAUCUCGUUGCUGAGUUGACAGGCUCGCAGCCCCCUGGGUUUCGGCAGGUUUAUAUUACCGCGACUUUCAAGAAUGAUAUCCAAAUGAUGAGUGAUAUCUUCAAGAUCUGGAACGACGCUGUCCAGCCUAUUUUUGAAGACAUUGCUGGUUUCGUCCCUGCCCUGGCAUUUCAGCCUAUCACUGCGAAGAUCAUCGAAAACUUCAGCAAGAAUGGUGGUAAUGCGCUGGGUAUCAGUCCGGAAGACGGCUCCCUCACGUUAUGGAACAUGGACUUUCAAUGGAGCGACAGAAGGAACGACUCUAUCGUACUUGACAUGAUUCAGAACAUCAUCGCCGAGGGGAACGCAGUCGCCAAGUCUUGUGGGCUGUUUCACCGAUACAUCUAUCAAAAUUAUGCAUACAUCACUCAGGAUGUGUUCGCCGGGUACGGCGAGGAAAAUAAGGCCAGACUUCUCCGGAUUUAG